AUUCAAUGAGCCACUUCAUGUUGGAAAGAUAAGUGCUGUGAUUACAUGUGCUGUAAAUUUGAUUCCAAGUUUCACUAUCAUUCAAUAGAUAAGGAAGAAGAAACACCGAGGUUUUAAAAUCGUCUUCGUCUAGUUCAAGCUUGAGAUUAAUCAGAUGUGAAUGUGGCUUGAGUGGAUUUUCUGUUUAUGAUGCAGUCUUAUCCUUUUGUCGUGGGCCUUGUCUUGUUAUUUUGUCUAGCUCGACUAGGCUACUGCAAAGUUGGGGCACGUUAUGCAUCAAUCAAACAGUACCCAUUUCAGAUUUCAGUCGAGAUGGAUAAUACUCAUUAUUGCAGUGGUGCAAUAGUGGGUGAUCAAUGGGUUGUCACUGCGAAAUCUUGCAUUCCCCAAAAUACGACGGAAGUGGAUAGGGUGAAAGUGAGAGCAGGCAGCAGCUAUCUUGCUUCAGGAGGUGCUCUCCAUUCUGUUAAGAAGCUCAUGAGAUUCAAGAGAUCCUCAUAUGAUAUGUAUCGACACAUGAAUACAGACAUAAGUAUGAUAAAAGUUGAGAUACCAUUCAACUACUCUCCUUACGUUCAGUGGUCCAACCCAAAUCUGGAAGAGCUAACAACUAAAUUGAAAUUUUCUGCUGCUGGUUACGCGAAAGAUAGAAAGAAAAGGAAGACUCGGUUGCAAAUGGUGUCAUUGAAGAAUCUACAUAGAGAUGAAUGUAUUGAUAUGUUUGAAGGAAAAAUUAAUAUCACUGGAGAUAUGGGAUGCUUUGUUGGAGCCACUAAGAGAGAUGAUACCUGUACGAUGAAUGUUGGUACACCAAUUGCAGCUGAUGGCCUUAUUUAUGCGAUUGUGAUAAAUAAGGAUUAUUGUAAAUCGAACGGUAGACACCCUGUCAUUGUAUCGCAGCUUGAAAAUUCCAGUGGAACCAUCGUCCAAACCAUGGCUGAGUUCAUUCCACGAACUUUCUAAAAAAAUUCAAUUCUAGGAGCAAGAUGAUAAUAAAUUAUCAAGAUUCAUCAGAAUGAGGAAUUUGAGAAAUUAUGUUGUUUAGAUUCAUAUUAUAAUACAGUAUGAUUAUUAUUUCACAUUUAAA
This is a messenger RNA of Nilaparvata lugens (brown planthopper), 1087 nucleotides long. Its product is annotated as trypsin-like. The coding region runs from base 187 to 963 and encodes 258 amino acids. The record is from RefSeq and is a predicted model, not a curated record. The transcript has 7 exons. NCBI's taxonomy places the organism in Eukaryota, Metazoa, Arthropoda, Insecta, Hemiptera, Delphacidae. Gene Ontology annotation, biological process: proteolysis. Gene Ontology annotation, molecular function: serine-type endopeptidase activity.